UAAUAAGAUUGUUUACCAGCUGGUACCGUGCAGAGCGGCUCAGCCUCUCUCCGAAAACCCCAGAUGGCCAAAACCAAGGCCGCAGUUAGCUAAGGAGGGCUGGUGUUUCCCCAGAGCCUCCUCCAGGGCUAGGAAGAUGCCACAGUGCCUGACUUCGGAAAGUGAGGAAGGGGGCGAAGAGAGGGAGGAAAGUAGUAGUUCUACAGAAGAUCUAGAAGAGCUAAAAGAACUCGUCACCCUGGCUUUUGUGAGAGAGAACACACAAAAGAGGCUUCAGAAUGCCCAGCAGCAUGGCAAGAAGAAGAGGAAGAGAAAAAGAUUGGUGAUCAAUCUAUCCAACUGCCGGUAUGACAGUGUGCGCAGGGCUGCCCAGCAGUAUGGCCUUCGAGAGGCCCGUGACAGUGAGGACUGGACUCUCUACUGGACCGACUACUCGGUGUCGCUCGAGCGCGUGAUGGAAAUGAAGAGUUACCAGAAAAUCAAUCAUUUUCCUGGCAUGAGUGAGAUCUGUCGCAAGGACUUGCUGGCCCGGAAUAUGAGUCGUAUGCUAAAGCUAUUUCCUAAGGACUUCCACUUCUUCCCUAGGACCUGGUGUCUUCCUGCUGACUGGGGAGAUUUGCAGACUUACAGCAGGUCAAGAAAAAAUAAGACAUAUAUUUGCAAACCGGACUCGGGCUGCCAAGGGAGAGGCAUAUUCAUCACCCGGACGGUGAAAGAGAUCAAGCCCGGGGAGGAUAUGAUCUGUCAGCUUUAUAUUUCAAAGCCCUUCAUCAUCGACGGGUUCAAGUUUGACUUGCGGGUCUACGUGCUGGUGACCUCCUGUGACCCUCUCAGGGUUUUUGUGUACAAUGAAGGACUGGCUCGCUUUGCCACUACCUCUUACUCCCACCCCAGCACAGACAACCUGGAUGAGAUUUGCAUGCACCUGACGAACUAUUCCAUCAACAAGCACAGUUCCAACUUUGUUCAAGACUCUCAUUCUGGCAGCAAGAGGAAACUCUCCACCUUCAACUUGUACAUGAAGACCCACGGCUAUGACGUCGAGCAGAUAUGGAGGGCCAUUGAGGAUGUCAUCAUCAAAACACUCAUCGCAGCUUACCCCGUCAUCAAGCACAACUACCACACCUGCUUCCCUAGCCACACGCUCAACAGUGCCUGCUUUGAAAUCCUGGGCUUUGACAUCUUGUUGGACCGCAAACUCAAACCCUGGCUGCUGGAGGUCAACCAUUCUCCAAGCUUCUCCACUGACUCCAAGCUGGAUAAAGAGGUGAAAGACAGUCUCCUCUAUGAUGCAUUGGUCCUCAUCAACCUGGGGAACUGUGACAAAAAGAAAGUCUUGGAGGAAGAGAGACAGCGGGGACGGUUCCUGCAGCAGUGCCCGUCUCGGGAGAUCAGGGCCCUAGAUGGCACCCAGCUUGGACAUGACCCUUCCAAGAAGACACAAGGGCAGCCCUGCAUUCACUUUCCCAACAGGAUGGAAGAGGUCAAGGGUUUCCAGGCAGUGCGGUUACAGAAAACCGAGGAAUACGAAAAGAAAAACUGUGGCGGGUUCCGGCUCAUCUACCCGGGUGUGAAUUUGGAGAAGUAUGAGAAGUUCUUCCAGGACAAUAGCUCCCUCUUCCAGAAUACUGUUGCUUCCCGAGCCCGAGAGCUGUAUGCCCGGCAACUGAUCCAGGAGCUGAAGCAGAAACAGGAAAAAAAAUCAUUCCUAAAGAAAGAAAAGAAGACAGAGAUGCCGGGCGAGUCUGUGGGUGAGCAGGCAAGAGACAGGAUCCUGAAAACCGGGCAACAGAGACAGCAGCAGAAGUGCAAGACAGCCAUCCAUCCCCCCAAACAAAGCUACCACCCAGUGGCUUUAGUAUCCUGCACACCUGGCCUGUUCUUGAACAUCAGAGGCAUAAGGAAAACUGAAACUGCCGGUAGCCUCCACCAGACGGACUCCAAGAAGGAGGCCACCCUCACUCCCUGCAAGCCCAUGUCAGCGAGGCAUUACAGUUCUGUCCCUGACCUGAGGAGUUCAAAUCCCACCAGCUCUGGGACAGAGCUCCGUAAAUGCAAUUCCACAAUCAAGGAAGUGAAGUCGGCCAAUUCAGUGAAUAUAGUCAGCAGUGGCCUGCCUUUAACACCUGUAGAAACUUCCCCAGAACCCACAGCCCAGCUCUCAACCUCUCUGGAAUCCCUGGCCAGCCUGAGCUUGACCUCCAGCCCUGAGUGCAGCAGUUCGGAGAGUGUCCAAACGGUCUCCUGGAAGGGCAAGCAGCAGAGGGCCCCCCAGAAGCUGGUCCAGGAGAAAAAAUCCAAACCUCCCAUGUCUUCCAAACUCAGGAGUUUGGACAUGAGUUUGACCCUGAUCAAGAACGAAGUGAGGCGGCAGCACCUGAUGUCGGAGAUUCUGCAGAAGGUUCAGAUGAAGAAGAGGCGCUCCUUGUUCCCGGCCCCCAAGUCACAAAACCUGUCCUUGCCCAAGGAGUGGUGCUCCCACAGCCACAGCUCUGGCAGGAAGAGAGAGAUGGAUGUGCCCUCCGUCCUCCUCCUGCAGGGUUCUCACAGCCAUGCCAAAUCUCUGAAUGACCUUCUGGUAGUUGCCACUCAGGCCCGGCUGGACCCUCGGCCUAGCAGAAGCCAUUCAGGUACUACAAGGGACCCAGGUACGACAAGGGACCCAGGUACGACAAGGGACCCAGGUACGACAAGGGACCCAGGUACUACAAGGGACCCAGGUACGACAAGGGACCCAGGUACUACAAGGGACCCAGGUACUACAAGGGACCCGCGCACACAGGGCCCGCAGCACACUGCCACUGCCUGACUCUGGUCAGAAAGGAUGUGAGAGCUCAGGAAAUGAUUUGUCUCCAGCCAGUAUCUUCAGAAUGGACUGGAAGAUUCAUUCCCUCAUCUAGAAAUUCUGGUCUGAUAACUAGGUCUCAUUGGCACCUUUGAGGACAGCGGCCUUUCGUGCUGUCCCUUAGUUCACAGUGCUGCCUAUGGGACCAGGACUUCUAGGGAUCGAGUGCUGCUCCCCUAGAACGGUUGCCUCAGCUGUGGAGCGCCUCUGGGUCCCUCACAUGAUGGCCACCGUCAUCCAGAACAUUCCCCCAGGCUAAGCAGCUCGAGGGAGGAGUGAGGGGAGGACUCCCAGUCUCCAGGAGUCCGGAGCCCUCAUUCUACCUGCUGGCCUGUGUUAGUCUGCCCUUCCCUCUAAAGAAAAGAAGGCAGAACUAGGACCGAGUGUGGUGGAAUUCUGAGUCUUGAUGGAAAGAAUCAGGACAGUUGCAAAUUCACCAGCAAAAGCGGUCAUUUCCUUCCAGCCGGCCCAAAGGCCUGCCACCUCGGGCCCCAGGCUGCCACUUGCUGCCACUUCCCCUUCAGUCUUGCUGGCAAAGACGGUAGCGUGAGAGUACCUAGCCUGCAGGGGAUGCUUCCAUUGACCUGCAGAAAUUAUAUAUCUUCCCUCAUGUUUACAUUAAUAAAAUAAAUUGCCAUGCUCGAUACUAGGAAGGAGCCUGGUCCAGAAUGGGAGGCGGGAUGGUAGUUCCCCUGGGCACCGCUCACUGAUCUACUGAAAUAUGCCAGGUGCUUUGGAAGACUUUGGGAUGGAUGAUCCACGGGAAGCCCUGUCCUUUUGUUAGGAUCCAAGAGCCUGGAAUGACCUUGUCUGCCGCAGAAUGGAGCCCCCCCCCCCCUUUCCUUUCAUCAAGCAGAGAAAGCUAGUUUCCAGGUGUAACAGCUCGUUCUACCUGCCAGCUCUCGCUGUGUUCUCUAGAAUGUGGCAUGAGGCCUUUGUCUCCUUUGCUCCUUCUGGGGUUGGAUUUAGGGGUGGGGGGAAGGGUUUUGUAGGGAAGUAUGGGGAGUCUAAGAGUGAGCACCACCUCACUGUGUUGGAUGUUUGUGGGAAUGGAUUUCCCACCUCAGCAAGGUCUGAGGCAUUUAACCCCACAGUCCUCUCCAAGGAAAGGACCUGAAUUAUCCAAGGUAUUGAAGUCUGUUAAUAAGGUAAAGCCAGGUUUGUUUUCCCUAACAGACAUUUUGGUUCCAGUACCCUUGCUUCUUGCUUCCGGAGCCACGGCCAGCUUCACGGCUGCUGUCUGGAAUCGGUGUAGUCACUCAGCGCCCCGUGCACAGAGGGACUCUGCCCGUGGUGCAGCUCUCUGCGGGCUCCAUCUUGAAAUGUGCAGUGAAUUCUGGACAGCGAGUCUUGUGCUGGCAUCUUGCGCUUGGCCGUCCUUGUUAUUUAGCAUGUGCUGUUCUGCCUAAAGUGCUAAAAACCUCUGGGUUCUCCAGUGAGAAGGGGAAACAGCAGGCUGUCUUCCUGACUCUGCCCAUCCAUAGGCUGUGGAGGGUGGUUAUCUGCUGAAUGCUAAUGGGUCAAGGGAGGAUAUGGGGGCGGGGGGAAUGGGGGCAGAGGAGGCCUU
Messenger RNA from Microtus oregoni (creeping vole), 4412 nucleotides. RefSeq names its product tubulin tyrosine ligase like 6 (gene Ttll6). Bases 137 to 2809 code for a protein of 890 amino acids. Gene Ontology annotation, molecular function: tubulin binding; tubulin-glutamic acid ligase activity. Gene Ontology annotation, cellular component: cilium. Gene Ontology annotation, biological process: protein polyglutamylation; microtubule cytoskeleton organization. The record is from RefSeq and is a predicted model, not a curated record. The transcript has 16 exons. NCBI's taxonomy places the organism in Eukaryota, Metazoa, Chordata, Mammalia, Rodentia, Cricetidae.